AGUGAGCGAGCAGCGCACAAUAGGAAGUACAGUAUACGAAGCUAAAAAGGGGGGAUGUGACCGCAAAUUGGAUAACAACGUUAACCAAUAUGUCUUCUGUUACAGAUAUUAUAUAAUUAUAAUUAUCAGGAGUGUAUCAGGUUUAACAUAUCAGUUAGACUAAAGGGUAACCGGUUAAGUAUAGGAUUUUUGCCAGGAGCAUGGCAAUAGGAUACUUCUACCAAAUGACACAACUAUCAUAUGUUUUUAAAAUGGCACACAUCCCAUUAUCUUAGCGCAUGAACCUAUUCUGAAUUAGACUGCAAUAAUUUGAUAACGAUGACUUAAAUAGACUACAUCUUUACAGUUGAGGCAUAUACCUGCUAAUAUGCAUCCUCUUUAGUCAUGAUUGAGACAUGGCAUGGUGUAUGACUGAUUAUUUGUUUUCCCUGCUAACAUGCAUGCUCGUCUUUUUUAUUCCUUUAUCAGGCUGUUAGUUUUAAAGAAUUUCAAAUUUUCGAGGACAAGGCCAGGGCCAUUAAUAGUGAUGGUGUUUGUUCGGAGCUUGCUGAGAUGAUCAAGAGGUCGCUCUGGCCUGGUCAGAAACUUGCUGUUGGAAAGCAGGAAUAUAAAGACAUCAUUGAAGCUAGUUUGGGAAUUCACUGCCUGUUUGAUGAAGCCGUGCUGGAAGUAAUGUGGGGCUUGAAGAAUCUCAUCAAGAUGUUAGUGCCUGAUGAAAAAUUGGAACUGACUAAUGAGGACCGCCUCCAGAUCAGAUGAGGAAUGAAAUCGGUCCUGGAUCGUCAUGGCGUUGAGGUCGAUGCCAACUUGGUUAAUUCUGAAGAGGAAAAUGUAAUUGGCGAUCCUGAAGAGGAUAAUGUAACUGGCGAUCCUGAAGAGGAUAAUGUAACUGGCGGUCCUGAAGAGAUGCUGUCAAAGACCGAGGUAGAAAAAUUGCUGGCUGAUGCAGAUCGCUAUGAAGAUAAGCUCGAUAAGCGGACUUGCUUGGACAUGUACCAAACAAUUGUGUGGGGCUAUGGAAUUAGGCUUCAGGCACUAGAACAGUUGGGUUCCAUGGUCAAGGAGGCAAAAAAAGGUUUGAAGCUGCACCAGGGGCCCAUGGUCAAGGAGGCAGAACAAGAAUUGAAGCUGCAACCUGAGGGGGUACAUGGUCAAGUAGGCAAAAGAAAAUUUGAAGCUGCACCAGGGGUGUUGGAUGCAGCAGAUGGAUUGAGACAGAAAACAAAAAUUUAG
Molecule: messenger RNA, 1233 nt
Organism: Triticum aestivum (bread wheat)
Lineage: Eukaryota; Viridiplantae; Streptophyta; Magnoliopsida; Poales; Poaceae
Exons: 4
Coding region: 763-1233 (156 amino acids)
Source: RefSeq, a predicted model, not a curated record